Molecule: messenger RNA, 4028 nt
Organism: Aedes aegypti (yellow fever mosquito)
Lineage: Eukaryota; Metazoa; Arthropoda; Insecta; Diptera; Culicidae
Gene: Ccn
Exons: 11
Coding region: 2125-3465 (446 amino acids)
Biological process (GO): cell adhesion; signal transduction
Cellular component (GO): extracellular matrix
Molecular function (GO): integrin binding; heparin binding
Source: RefSeq, a predicted model, not a curated record
UUCGGCAGCACAGUCUUCUGUCUGCGUUCGUCGGUUGUGGUCGUUCUAGUUGGAGUUCACUCUAGCCGUCGUCGAAGUGCUUUUUUGCUGUACAUAUAUUUUCCUCCACACAGAUGGAUAUUCGGGGAAAGCGACCAGCUGAGUAGUGAGGGCUUGGUUGGCGAGUGUUUCUUUGCGUGUCUACUAGCGGCUACGGUGUGUUUUGUUGCUGUUGGUGAUUGAGGGCCAACGGCUUUUGUAAAGCUGCCACUAUUCUUCGGGUCUUGGGAUUUGAAUUGUGGAUCGACACUGCUAGUGUUGGUGAUGACGUGUUAUUGAACGGAGUCGUGGAAGGAUACAGCAGAAAGAAUAACACACUAGAAUGAACCAAUUUUUCUGUGGAAAUAGAUGAAGUAUCGUGUGGUGUGCAUUCGGGGUCGCAUUGGAUAGAGACCUUUUCGGUUGGGCCGGUUUUCUCGGAAGUGCCAGAAGACGUGCCGCUGUUCGUUCGAAUCAUUUGUCGGGAAAGCCGAAGGGUGACCGUUGAGAGGAGUGACUAUUGAUUUCCGAACUUCUCAUACGUUGGAAGAUAUUUGCUACAUUUAGUAUUGCGUGCUGGAGACGAGGGAUUUGACGAAACGAACCGUUGGGAUUUGCAUGGCGAAUAGCUUAAAGGCUCGUUGGUUGGUCGAGGGUAAAAUUGUACACAAAGUGAAACAGGAUGGAAAAUUAUCAAAUUAAGAGCUAACUAAAUCAGAGGUUGUAGCAGAAGAAGAUAAGGAAAAUUUUCCGGUUCAAUUUGGCUACCCUCGCGAAAAGUUUGCUACGUUCGCCUGCAAUAUCCUGUCUCGUCAGUUUGCUUACGGUGAUAAUCCAUAUAAAUUCUGAUUACGUGCUGAGCCUUGCCGUCCUAGGGCGUUUAGUGCUUCGGCCGCCCUUGUACGUGGAUCACCCAUCUCGUCCAAAGUCAGAGUCGAAAGACAAGGCCAGGUAAUGUGUGGGUGAAGUGCGUCUGUUUCUGCUUGGCCCGGUCGGAUAAAAGUGUUCUGUGUUGUCUGUUUCUGUAUUCGACCCGCGCUUCCGGUGCUGUUUUGUGUUUGCGAUCUCAUAAAAUUGUUAUUACGAAAAAAUGAAAUUCACACGUUGAGCAAUCACCGAGCAGGAAAACCGUACAAAACUACAAGGGGAAGAAAAACAACGAUAAAAUAGAAUUACUACGUAAUGUGAUACAUUGAAGUAAAUGAUUAAUGUGCUGUAAUAUUUUGCCGAACUCCAAAGAAGCGUUUCUCCAUUGAAGCAAUUUCACGAACACAAAGGAUACGGAAUCGUUUCAACUCGGAGAGCAUCAAAUACGCCCACGGUGGAAUUCGGACCUCGAAAAAACAAUUUCGCACCGCACAUGAACCAUUGCCUGCUGUCGACUGUUAGCUACUGCUUGCGGUGGUUCAAGAUAUCCUCGUUCCAAGUUGUCGCGGAAAAAUUACUCCAGCUUUGAAGUGCGAGCUCCGUGUUCGUUUCUGCAGAAGCAAAUUGCCGGGAGCUGCAAUUCAGAAAAGACUUCGCUUUUCCGCGGCGAACGAGCUCAAAAUCUGUUGCUUGAAUCCAGUCAGUGGGGAAGGAAAAAAGCUCGCGCACACGUAAUGGUAACAACGCUGUAAUUAUAGCUAAAACCAGUUCCCUUUCGAAAGUCGGUCGAGAUUUUGAAGACUUGUUCCGUUUUGUCGUCGUUGCUGCCAGAUGGAAAUUUGAGCUCACCCACGCCUUUGUGUAUAUAAAUAUCACGGACGACGGUGAGGACUUUAUCCGAGGAAAUAGGAUAGCGAUAAUAAGGGGCUCACGUUACAAAUGGCAUCGCCCCGCAGGAAUCUGUCUCAGAGCUCGAGAACGACACGGCUGAGAGGACAUUUUCUUCGCUGAGGUUGGAUUAGAGUGCCCCCAAACGGUUUUCUUCUCCGACAAAUAUUCGGAAUAAUAGCGGUCCCACAAAAGUUCACUGCAGCGAGCGAACAAAGUAGGGGAGCUUUCAAAGAUUUUCUCUUGCAUUAUCCUUCGGAGCUUGGUCCAGAAAUUGGUGUGCUGUUUUCUGGGGAAGACGGACGGCUCUAACGCUUUUUAGCUGAAGGAUUGUCGAGAAAUAGCGGCGCAAUGUGGAUCUACACCUUCAUCAGCCUUGCUCUUAGCAGGAUAUUAGAUAUCACAGCCUUUUCCAUCAAUACAGAUAAUCAGCUUUUUGGCCCUCACAUAGACUUAAAUUACGGUAGCUGUACGGUAGGAAAUACGACAUACUUCCACGGCGAAACAUUCAAAUUGGAUUGCCGAACACAAUGCGUUUGUCAGAACGGACGGCACGCAUGUUCGACCCUCUGCCCACACGAAAAUCUGCCUCCACCCAACGACACAGCGAUCUGCGUCGGGGCGCGACUGGUGGAGCUUCCCGAUCACUGCUGCCGGGUGUGGCUAUGCGAGCAGCCCACCACUGACGUGAACGCAACCUGCUAUAACUCGUCCACAUCGCUGUGGUCACCGUGUUCGCAGAGUUGUGGCAUCGGAAUCUCUACCCGGAACAUAACCACGACGCCGGGUUGCCAGAGGCUCAGCACGGUCAGGCUCUGCGAGAACCACAAGUGCAACCGACAGGACAAUAACUACUACAGUGGCAUCGUUAAUGAUUACGAGGACGGUGAAGCGCUGACGGUGGUGGGAAGUGGCCGCGAUAUCAGUGACAGCAGCAAAAAGUACAACCACGAGGGCCGUUAUCCUGUUGCUAAUAGUUUGCUACUGCUGAGCGAGCCGGAACAUCGCAGGAGGAAAGGACAUCAGUGCCGAAGCAUUCAGCGAACUUCCUCCUCUCGGCUGCGGUUGGGACCAUGCGUCUCCCGGAAGUUGUACCGGCCGAAGAGCUGCGGCCACUGUCAGGAUACAAAUAUGUGCUGUGUGCCUUCAAUUACUACAACCAUUCAGGUUGAGCUUCUCUGCCCGCUCAAUUCGGGUGACCCCUUCGAGUUCAUCGAGCACGGGUAUGAUCUGUGGGACAGCGCAUCCAUCGAUCCAUUGGACCAGGAGAUGUUGCAGUCACGCCAGAUUCAAAUCGAGAACAAAUUUGUCGACGUGCAGUGGGUGCUCAAAUGUGAAUGCGGACCAAAAAGCAAAAGUUGCCGCCCCGAUAGAAAGGCAUCUGAUCCAUUGGCAGCGAUUGGCAACGAUAGAAAUUCCAACAACCGGCAGGGCACGACCGAACACAGAAGUCCAGCAUCUCCUCUGCUAGCAGCCAUCCGCAACAAUUCGAUCGAUGACUACGACGAAAAGAACGAUAACGAUGAGGUGGGCUCGUCAUCACGGAGCAAACAUCAGAAACAGCAUCAGCACCACCCACACCACCUCCACCACAACCGUCAGCAUCAUCAUCAUCAUCAUCACCGGCAGCGGAAAAGCAACCAGCCUCACAAUGAUGGGGGCGAACUUUUGAAACGGGUUCAUCGAACAUAAUAAAUUGACCCUUUGCACCAAGCCACGCGUCGCCAAUUUCCUCGUUUGCUCCGUGCCUGGUUGGCCACACCUUGAAAGCGACACGCACGGUGUGUAUGAAAGCGUUAUUAACGAAAAAUACACACCAUGAUACGCACCGCGCGAAGAGGAGCACAAAAGGAGGCAGCUGUGUGGCAUGAGUGGCAUAACUAGAAAUCUGACCAACAACGGAAUGAGCUAUGCUUGUAUAGGCGAUGGAGAAUGUUUGUGCGAUACUUCCGGCCUCUACGCCGGAAAGUUGUGAAUGUGAUAGUGUUACGCGCGAGUUUGUCGACGACUUGCAACGACGCACGACGUCGACGACAGUGAAUAUCGAAUCCAAGCAAAUCAGAACACUUUUUUUCCACAGUGCGGUAGUGAAAUGCACACACACUAAAUUUGAUUAGAUUUUCCGAAACGACCGAAAACCGUUGGGAAGGACACUGAACAAAAUACACAUCACUGAAGUGACUUAUAUACCUAUACAUAUUGUGAAGGAUAUUCGUGUCCGACAUAUGAUUGAAUAGAAAGCUAGCCAAACUGGA